Molecule: messenger RNA, 7274 nt
Organism: Pocillopora meandrina
Lineage: Eukaryota; Metazoa; Cnidaria; Anthozoa; Scleractinia; Pocilloporidae
Source: the annotation of a GenBank genome assembly
AUGUUUUAUAUUACUUCAUCCAAAGAUCCGACGAGAGUCAUGUCCAGUUCACCCAAAGGAGGUUAGGAAAUCAAACAACUCUUAAAGACAGAGUUCUUUUUAUCCAUCACGCGAGUUAUAGCUUGCCCUGUGCAUUAAUGCUCUAAUAAAUAAACAAAUAUAUGCAGCCUGCUUCAAACAUAAUGUGUUGUUCAUAAUUAUUUUACAAAGGAAUUAAUCCAGACGCAUAAUUGAUUUCAGCUAAAUGGUUGCUUCAGAAAAUGAGAGAUUUAUUCCACUUUGAUUUACACUAAAGAAGCUCUACUUUUAGUGAAGCUAUGAUUAUCUCGACAGGUAGUAAAAUUUGAGUUUCUUAAUUUUCACUUUCUCCUCUCAAUUAUCUUAUCUUUUGGCCUCAUGUCUGAGAUGAUAUGCAAGAUUUAGUGCAACAUGCAAGGUACAAAAUAAUGGAAUAGCUAAACAUGCACUUUAGUAAAGUGCUCAAUGGUUGUUGAAAUUUGAUAUUUAUGGCCUAAUCACUUACAUUUGAUACCUUCAAUAAUUACCAUUACUUUUUAAAAAUUAUUUGUGCUCUGAAGUGUUCUCUAAUGCAGUCACAGCUGUGGGUUUUCUAUGUUCUGUUUAAACUGGUAUUCAGGUAGCAAACAUAUCAUUUAUGACCUUGUGUUUCAUUAGUUUGGAAGUGUAGGCUGGAAAGUGCAUUACAUACAAAGUCAUUCUGAAAAUUGUUACCUGUGUAGUGAAUCUGAAGUCUCACUUUGUUAAUUACAGGAAAGAAAGGGAAAAAACAAAAGCCUAGUAAAUUUGAUUUUACAAAAAGUCAUCCAUCACCUACCACAUCCCCAUCGUAAGUGCUAUUUAAGGUUUAUUUUGCAUUCUUGUGACACAGCAUGUCCAAGUUGUUGCUAGCAAAGCCUGAAUCAGAUGUAGCAAAUAAUAAUUCAUUAGAGUUCACUAAUUAAUGAUUAGUCAGCAGACCCUUAAAGGCUAGCCCUUGUUAUUUUAGAUAACAGAUUGAAUGAUCAUCUUUGCCUAGGUUAGGGUUAGAAGUUUUAACCCUUUAACUCUUAGAUCAAAUUUUUUCUCCUCACUGUCAACAUAAUUCUUAUAAUGUUAGUUCAGAGAAUUAAGUAUUGGAUCAACUAAUGAUCCCCAAAUUGAUAUUUUUCUUUAUUCUCAUUACUUAUGUGGUUGAUAGUGUAUUAAUAUUGUAAGGAGAAAUUCUCUCUUGGUCACUCAUGGGAGUUAAAGGGUUGAACCAACUUCGGCAUGUUUUAUUUAUUUUUGGAUUAACUUAAACAAUAUUGAUCAAAAUAUAUUUGUUGGUAGAUAUUUAUUGUUAGAUUAUAGAAGAUCACCUCAAAAGUCAGCUAUUUACUUUGAAUAACUGAGUACUUGGUUCAUCCUACCUAAUUUUCAGCACCACUCCACCCAGGAAUUUGAGUGAUAAAGCUACACUUACGGUUAAUGGCAAGGUUGGUACUUUGUCACUAAUUGAUCAACAGUCUAGAAGUUUUCUUGUUCUCUUUCUCUCUUUCUGUAAGUUAUUAUGAAUAUUCUCUUGGCAGGAAAAUCUGAAAUUGCACCAUAAUGGACACUACACAAGCAAUUACUCAGUAAAAUACCCCAAGAUAUUAACAAAACAGAGGUAGUUUUUCUGACCAUUUUAUGGUACAUCAGAGGUACACAAUAUCUCUUGUUCUUUUUAUGCUUAUUACAGGACUUUGAAUGUAAUGCAGAUGAUUUAAAAGAAAUAAAGGAGCUAGGACACGGAGCAUAUGGUUUUGUUUACAAAAUGCAACAUCAACCAACAGGGUUUAUAAUGGCUGUCAAAGUAAGUGUAAAAUAUUUUUUCCAGUUUUAGUAUAAUUUUACUGAGGGUCCUCAGUAGUGUUCUUCAAUCCCGCAAUCUCAACUAAAUUUUCCAUCGCAAUCCUGGCUGAUAAUACUGACCAAUCCCAAUUCUGACGAAAAAUUCUUGUUUUAGUCCAUUACCUAAACUCAAAAGGGCCUUUUUAUUAGCUCUUGAUAUUCUUUACCAGCAUUGAUUCAUUGAAGUCUCUAGUCACGGUAAGGCAAAAGUUUAUCUCUUUUGACCAAAAAUUUUGCUCGUUUUAGAAGUUUUCAAAUUUUUGCACAAAUAACAUUGGCUAGUCAUGGUAACAAGUUCCUCUAAUUCAACUUUAAUAAUAAUUCUAAUAAUUUUAUUUACCCUACAAAAUUGAUCAGCUAGUACCAUAAUAAAAGCUGGUAUCAACCCAUAUGUAGCUAUAAAAAAAAAAAAAAAACCCUUUAACUUCUAUCUCAAUAAAUAAUUCUUAAAAAAAUUAUUAUAAUACCUCAAAAUAUAAACCUAAAAUAUAUUUAAAUACAUUUAUAUUUAAAUAAUAUAUUUAUAUUAUUUUAAAUAUAAAUAUUAAAAUUUAAAAUAUCAACAACUAGAAAAAAAUCAACUAAAAAUUAAACCUAAAUUAGCAAGCUACAAUGAAAUUUAAUAUCUAAAUCUCUAAAAUAACCAUAUAACUCAGUCUUUAACCUCUUCAAAAAGUUUAUAUCUCUAAUGUACUUGGUAAAACUAUCUUCUGCAGCAGAAUACUGAAAAAUGGUUUGGCCAGUAUUUGUUUUGACCUUGGGAAGAUGCAAUAAAGUCUUGCGUAAAUUUCUUUCAUGAAUACGAGAUCUACAUAUAAGAUAAUCUGCCAGUUGAUCAGGGCAACUAAUAUUAUGUACAAUCUUAAAAGACAAUAUCUCAGAUUUUGAAAAACCUACUGGGACCCUCUUUACUAGUAAUAUGAAUUUUUUUGUAAUUUAAUUUAUUUUAUUAUCAUCAGAGAAUACGUGCCAAUGUAAAUUCAACAGAGCAGAAAAGGCUUUUGAUGGAUUUGGACGUGUCAAUGAGAGUAACUGACUGCCCUUACACUGUACAUUUUUAUGGAGCACUGUUUAGAGAGGUAUGACUCAAAGGGUAAUACUUACACUUGACCUUAACAAUUCCUGCUACUCUUGAGUUUGUCUUUGUUCUAUUAGAACUGUCCAAUUUGAUUCAUUUUGAUAAAUAGUGGACAAUUCAUUAUGCCAGAUGUUGUUCAAUUAAAUGAGAGGACCUAUUUAUUCACCAGGGAGAUGUCUGGAUUUGUAUGGAGCUCAUGAAAGCAUCACUAGACAAACUUUACAAAAAAGUUUAUGCCACUCCUGGCCGAAGGGUGCUUGAAGAAGUCCUACGGGAAAUAGCCAUUGCUGUAAGUUUUGACAGAUUUACUCUCUCCUAAGCUAUGCACAACAUGGUUAUUGUGAAGGCUGUGUUGUAAUUGUAACUGGAGAUAUCAGAAUUUUCUUUCAGAUGAUAAAUUGCUGCUGCAACAGUCAAUGUGCUGUCUGUAACAGAUAUGGUAUUCUUGUUGAUAAUUAUUUUGAUUGAGUUAGGAGCUUAUAAUAAAUGAUGGCGCUAAAUUUGACACCACCCCCACCUGCCUCUUACAAGUACAAAAAAAUUCAUAUUUGAAAUAAUUAUGUUUUAUUUACUGACACACAGAUGGUCCAUGCAUUAAAUUAUCUUCACAGUAAACUGCAUGUAAUCCACAGAGGUAAGCACUUAAUUUAUCAUUAGUUUUCCUUAAUAUUUUUUACCAUAUUUUUUUAUUUUGAUUAAAACACCAAAAUGCUCUCCCGUGUUUUCCUUCUAUGAUAGCCCCUUCAGAAAGUUAAAAGAACUUGUAAUGAGAAAAGUUUGUAAAUCAUGAAGAAAGUGAUCAACAGCUUUUCUUUAGAAUAUGUUACUUUGAUUUUGGGUUAAGUUUUUGUAACAAUAAUGAAUGAUUUACAAUAAUUUUUGUAGGAGAUCAGUUAAAGUUUUCUCUUGAGCCUAUGGUCCUUGAUUUUGUGGCAAAAGUAAACCUUCAGCAUUUUGUCUUAUUUUUCUGAUUGACUGACCAGCAUUGCUUAUAAUGGGUGUAUAAAAUAGUCUUAGUGAGAGAGAUUAAUGGUUACAGUAAAAGUAACUUGCUUAAGAAUUCAGGACAGUGAGUAUUUGACAAGGGGUUCAAUGUGAUCCCAAGUCAAGGACACUAACCAUUAUAUUCCAUUGUGCUUCCCACCUGAUGUAGAUCAUAAGGUGAGCAACAACAACUACACCACAAUUUUAAUAGGGUGCCAAAUUACAAUCAUCAAAGAUUGUAUGCUCUUGUGGUCCAAAGAGUUAAACAAAAACUGAAACCACCACAGAUUAUUUUAAUUGCUUUCUUUAUAGAUGUGAAGCCUUCUAACAUUUUAGUGGAUGAAAAAGGAAAUUUUAAACUGUGUGAUUUUGGAAUAAGUGGUCAGCUGGUAGACUCACUGGCAAAAACUGUUGAUGCAGGAUGCAAACCUUACAUGGCAGUAAGUAUUUUUAAAAUCACAAGUCACUCAAGAAAAUAAAAUGUGCGUAGAUGAGUUGUUCAAGGGCUAAAUAUAAUAAAUAUUAUGGAUUAUGACAUUUUUCAAAUUUCUUUUUUUAGCCUGAGAGAAUCAACCCAGCCAAAAACAUGGAAGGAUAUGAUAUUCGCUCUGACAUUUGGAGCCUAGGAAUCACUAUGGUAACUUAUACAUACUAAGUCUUGUGCUUCCCCCAAAUCAAUGUGGUACCCAAUACAUAAGGAUACUUGCUCUUCCCUGAAACACCACAGAACCCAACGUAUAGUUUUACUAGCAGGUAAAACAAUUGAAGAAAAAAAGCCUGAAGAUUUUGUCAGGAUAUGAACCUAUACCACCCAGAAAGUGAUUGUAGAGGCUCUAUCCUGUUCUUUUAAACUUGGGAUCAGAUUUCUCUCUAGGAUAGAAACAAACUAAUUUUAAGUACCCAAUAGCUACUUAUGAGCAACAAAUGAGAGGGAUUGAUUCAAGGAUUCUAACUAUGACUCCAAGGUUGUAAAUAGUGGUCCUGUCUUUUACAGAUAGAACUGGCAACUGGUAAAUUUCCAUACACUCAGUGGAAGACACCAUUUGAGCAGCUGAAACAAGUUGUUCAUGAGCCUUCACCAACUCUUCCUGAUGGGGAACCAUACUCAGAUGAACUAAGAGAUUUUGUUGUUCAAUGGUAAUUUUCAAUUUUUGGCAAGCCAUAUAACACUUUUUAAUUUACCCUUUCACACUGGGAUCUUAAUCAUAGUUUGAUUCUCCUUACUGUUAUUCAUAAAUAACUUUAAUAUUAUUUGUGAGAAUUAGUUAUGAAAUCAGUUAAUAUCAACUAUUUGAUAUUAUUUGAGGUCUUUGUUCUCAUCUCCUAAAACCAUCGGCAAUGGUUGGCUGUAUGGUAUUCAGGUUAAUCAAAAUGAUCAUUUAGCUAACAGGAGAAACUUCAGGGUUAAUGUUGUUUUACCUUUAAUUUGAAUCUGCAGCUUACAGAAAGACUACAGUAAAAGGCCUAACUAUGUCUCGCUCAUGGUAAGUAGAUAUAUCUUAACGUCAAAAAUUGUUAAGACAGCCAUAUAUUCUUAAAAUUUUAUUCACUUUGCAUGCUACAUACUUGACUUUUUAGUGAUCAAGGAAUACACAUUUUAUAAACCUUUUGAGGUAAUGGUUUUUUCAUCAUUUUGAUAACUUUGUUAAACAAAAAACCAUAAGUAUGAAAGAUAUCACAUGCUGUGGAAAAGUCAUUAACAAGGUUUUUUCUUAUAGUUGUUUUUUUUGCAACAUUGAUAUUUAAAUUUGUUGCUACCUUCUAGUUAUCUCAGAAAAAGACUAAAUUAUUUAGAAUGUAUUCAGAUAAUAGACAGAUAAUAUAAUUGUAAUUUGUUUGUAGUCAUAAUUCCUUUUCUAUUUUACCUUGACCAGGAGCAUAAUUUUGUGAAAGGAAAUGGAACAGAUGGUAGUUUUGACACCCAAAGUUGGAUAACACCCAUAUUGCAAGAACUGGAACAGUCAAGUCUAUAGUGAAGGGAGACUGUUUUUUGUUUGUUUGUUAGUUUUUUUUUUUCUCUUAUUCUCUGUUGUAAACUGGACAGAGUAAAAAUAGCAUUAUUUGGCUCAGUUAUUAUGUGAAGGAUUUUAAGAAGUACUUCCUUGUAAUUCUUUUUUUUUUUUUUUAUUAAGAACCGUGGUAUAUAACAUAUAUUGACUGGGAACGUGAAAAUGACUUAUUGUAAGAGAAAGGUGCAUUUUGGAUAAAUCUGUCAAGAUAAUCCAGUCUGCCAAAUUUCAGAUUCUCGUGUCUAUCCAUUAAAAACAUUGAUCAAAGCCAGUUUGUGGAGGCUAACAAAAAAAUGAUAUGUACUAUCGCAGGCUUUACUGACACAUUCGUUGAAUGAGGUGAAAAAGCUCAAAGCAGUGGGAAAAGAGAGAGGUCUUUGUUGGUGGAUUCUCUCUUCUUAAACCCUCUGAUUUCUCAAAAUUGGAUUGGCACUGUACAUUUUGGUUGAUGUUUUGAAUAGUUAGGGUUUUUUUGAAAUUGAAAAUACUGAACAAAAGAUUCUUGAUCUUGUUUCUUCUUACACUUUGAUACUAAUAUUUCCCAAAUGUUCUCAAGCCAUUGACACCAAUUUUCAAUGAUUCUUUAAAUUCUGUGUUCGGUAUAAUUUCCCUUUGAUGAAUUCCACUGAGCUUGAUCCCUACUAUUCACUUGAUGUCAACAUGUAAAGACGUGAAUGACUACAUAGAUUGUCUUAAAGCAAGUGCACACACUAAUAAUCUUAAACUAGAAUUCUAACUCUCCCAUUCUGAGAUCAAGAACAAACCAAUUCCAAAUUACACGUGCUGGAAAUAUACUUUUUGUUUUUUGAUUGAAAAGGGUAAGAAUAUUCUUUCCAUCUCCUUAACUUGGUUUUGAAAUAAUUUGAGGAAAUUUUGUGAGUAUCUUUGAACUAGAAGGAUCUUUUUGAACGACUUUCCACAAGAAAGUAAUUGGGAAGAUUAGUUGUCUUUUUUCUUUCUAGUAUAAUACAAACUUUUAGACAGCCAAGAUGCAAUUGUUUUCCUUUUUGUGGUUUUAAUUACUAAAACUUUCCCCAAUUAAGAACAAAUAUUACGUUUUUAAGUCUUAUAUUUGGUUUAGUACCCUCCUGCUAAAUUCAGAUGUUUAAAUGGGAAGAAUGGGGACUGAAAUGGUUCCAGUUUUUUACAAAGCAACCAGUAAAUGUAAAACUCUCUUCCCUUACCAUGUGCAGCUAUUAAUGAGCAAACAAAAAUAAAUGCCAUUGGUUAAUUAUUUUAGAAGAAAAGAUGAUAUAGGGUAAUCUCGUACAACUCUUAACCCUAAGGCCUUAUUGUGUGUAAAUCUGCGGUGUAUAAUCUCAGUCACCAUC